Eublepharis macularius is the source of this 6615-nucleotide messenger RNA. RefSeq names its product toll-like receptor 2. The transcript is spliced from 2 exons. The coding region runs from base 114 to 2633 and encodes 839 amino acids. NCBI's taxonomy places the organism in Eukaryota, Metazoa, Chordata, Lepidosauria, Squamata, Eublepharidae. Gene Ontology annotation, molecular function: transmembrane signaling receptor activity; protein binding. Gene Ontology annotation, biological process: toll-like receptor signaling pathway; inflammatory response; immune response. Gene Ontology annotation, cellular component: membrane. The record is from RefSeq and is a predicted model, not a curated record.
GCCUUAGAACACCUGCAAGGACCAUCCAUCCAUAUUUUGCCACCUGUCACAUGAAGUACACACUGGGAAAAUGGUGUCUUUUUGUUCUAUGGACAUUAAAUAUGUGAAGUCAGAUGGAGAUGCCCCCACUCGUCUGGUGGUUGGUUUUGCUUUCGGUGAUUGUGAGUCUGGCAGAGCGGGCUGAGGCGUCUCUUUGCUACGUCACUGAAGACAAGCUUAAGGCCAGUUGCCGAGGCAGGAGUCUGUUGUUUGUCCCCUAUGGUCUCCCCGUCACUUUGCAGCUUUUGGACCUCUCUUACAACAAGAUAGAACAGAUUAACGCCACAGAUUUCUCGACCUUCACCCAGCUGAAAGGCCUUGAUCUUAGUUAUAACAACAUCUUGUUUAUUGCAACUGAUUCCUUCUCCUCAAACGUACUCCUGGAGCAGUUAAAUCUCUUCAACAACUCACUAAGGGAGAUUCCCUCACAGGCUUUAAAGCCACUGAAACACCUGAGGGAACUGUUCAUGUCUAACAAUCUCUAUCCCCGUUCCACUCUGGAUGGCGUGUUCAGCACUUUAAAGAAGCUAGAAGUGCUCUCCAUGGGUGGAGCUGCUAUCCAGACGGUAGGCAGUCAAGACUUCCUUUCACUAAAUGAGAUUCGCUUGAAGAAGUUUGCCCUAAAAAGAGCCCCCAGUUUGCUGGAGUAUCAAAAAGGAGCCUUCUCUAAGCUCAACACUACAGCUCUGUGGUGUGAUAUUUCCCUGGACAAAAACACCAAGGCCUUGCCUCUGAUGCUUCAGGACUUGCAUGGGAAACCACUGCGAUACCUCCGUUUCCGUAACCUCUUUGAGUUCAUGUACUACACGGAUACCACAGAUAUAUUUUCUGGCUUGGCUGAGGUAGACGUUGAAGAGCUGGUCUUCUUCAGGGGAAAAUUCAAUGAGAACUUGCUGCGCUUGGCUCUUUUGAAUGUUCAGAAGUCUCAUAUUCAGGACCUUUCUUUCAUAGCGAUCGAUUUUGCACGGUCCCCUGAGUGGAAGCCGCCAGAAGCCGGCAUUGCUAAUUUGACCCUCCGCAGUUUGGUGCUGCAGGACAUUAGCAACCCAGACAUCUUGCGCUUUGACUGGACCUUCACCUGGUUUGCAGGUGUGACUUACCUCUCCAUCCUCAACGUCAACUUUAACGUUGUGCCCUGUGAUGCCUGGGGUGAGAUGAGGAAUGUGGUGGUUUUGGAUGUUUCCGGAAACCGCCUGCAGAAUGGUUACAUCUACAAUGAGGCCUGCCUGUACCGGGAUAUCCUGCCCAAAUUGGAAGAUUUUAAUUUGACCCACAAUGAAUUGACCAGCCUGAAAACAGUGGCCACCUUGACCUCAAGCUGGGCCCGACUAUCCAAAUUAGAUCUGAGCUGGAAUCUAGUUAGAGACUUUGAGCUUCCAUGUACCUGGACUCCCAGUCUUGUCUGGCUGGGCUUGGCUUACAAUGCAGUUACCAUGGAGAUCUUUAAGUGUCUUCCCACCACUCUGCAUUUCCUGGAUAUGUCGCAUUCUCAGUUGGAACGGCUCGACAUGAGCUACUUUGAACUUGCUGUGGAUCUCCAAGAGCUGCGGCUGAGUGGGAACAAGAUCAAGUUCAUUCCCUCGGAGUGGAAGUGCCCAAACCUGAGAGUCUUGCAGGUGGAUGGAAACUCCUUUGGGGUCAUCAGCAAGGGCUCCUUUGGUAACAUGCCACAUCUUGAGUAUCUGAAGGCAGGGAAUAACCCUUAUCACUGUGUCUGUGACCUCUAUGAAUUCCUUCAGGAGACCUUGAAAUCCGGCAAGCUAACGCUGCUGGACUGGCCCAGUGGGUGGACUUGUUAUCACCCUGAACCUCUGCUGGACACAUCUGUCGCAGCUUAUGCUCCAAGGGUGACAGAGUGUGACGUCACUGUGGUAGUGGCCAUUGCUGUCUCCAUCACAGCCACAGUGAUGAUUGUCUGCAUGGUGUUGUGCUGGAAGUUCGAUGUUCCUUGGUACCUCAGGGCCACCUUUCGCAUUGUUCGUUCCAAGUACCGGGCUAGCCACUCCCAACCAUCAAAACCAUUUACCUACCAUGCCUUCAUCUCCUAUAGCUGCUCUGAUGCUGAGUGGGUGAGGCGUGAGCUCCUCCAGCGGUUGGAAGCUUCAACGCCGCCGUACCGUGUGUGCAUUCAUGAACGGGAUUUUACACCGGGUCGGUGGAUCAUCGACAACAUCAUUGAGAACAUUGAAAACAGCCGCAAAAUCAUCUUUGUCCUCUCACGCCAUUUUGUAGACAGCGAGUGGUGCAACUAUGAACUCUACUUUGCCCACCAGCGGGCUGUGGGCUUGAGCUUCGAAGAUGUGGUUCUGGUGGUGAAGGAGACCAUUGAUCUACAAGCUUUACCCAACAAGUUCUGCAAGCUACGGAAGAUGCUGAGUACCAAGACUUACUUGGAGUGGCCUUCAGAACCCAGUCGGCAGCCCUUCUUCUGGCUCCAGCUGAAGUCUGUUUUGGGGAAGGCUGAGAUGGUCAAUGUAGAUCCCAACAAUGUUGUCAGUGACACUGAACCAGUGUCAGGUGGGAUGACAGACAGUACCCUUGAGCUGGAUAAUCUAUCGGAGGAAAGCAUGACUGUGAAUGCUCAAAUAAGCUAGGAUGGGCUUACUGUAAGGCAGGGCUCAGUGUUCAACAUGAGUUGCAGAAACUUUCAAGUUGGAUCUGCAAAGGGUUUGUGUAUGGGUGGGUCCCAGUCACUAUUCGUAGAGGAAAAUAGAAAGGAUUCGAUUGAGCCAUUGCCUAGUCCUGGAAUCUGUUUUCAGGAAACAUUCCACUCUGCUAUAUAUAUGAAGUGGUAAUAAGCAGAGUUGUCUUGAGCUCGUGAGGUGUAUGGUGUUGUUCUCUCACCAGCAAUUAAUCCAUUUGUAGCAUCUAAAAUAAGAGAGAUGGGGACCGCUGGACUUCACAAAACUACCUUCCUGACGAGGAAAGCUUUAUUCACAGAUGUGAGGAGGGGAGGGGCUGUCUGUGACCAAUGCUAAGGGAUAGUUGCCUCUUACUCAUUAGUUCUUCAGAUGUUCCAUGGCUGAAUGCUACUUUCCACCACUUACUUACUCAGAUUUUUCUUCUCUAAGCCACAAAUGGGUGCAUUCUUUUAUUUAAAGUGCAUCCUUUUAUUUCAAAGCGAAAUGCUUGGUCUUCAUCCACACAGUAUUAUCCAUGUGGUUGUGUGAAGGAGUGCGGUAAUCAACCCUGACAAACACUGACUAUGUGCUGCUAGAUGAAUUGCUUAUUUACUCAGAUAGGUGUGGAACCUACUACGCUGUACAUGGAAUUCAGAAUUUUCCAACAUUCCGGCAGCCCUUUCAUCCCCCAGAAAGACCACUCCUGGGGCCGCUGCACCUUUGCGGAGAAAUAGCUGCAUGGUGGGUGGGGACCCAGAGUGAGGAGGAGAGAAUCACUCCUCCCUCCUUCCCUGCUAAGGAGCAGGAUCAGUUUCAUUCCUUCGUCCCUCCUUGCUGCAGCCACCCAAUAUGCACGGCUGUUCCUCUGCAAAGGUGCAGUGGCCCCAGGAGUGAUGUUUCCAUGGGUCGUAAGGUGCUGCAGGAGAGGACGGUGGGAAAAUUCCAUACAUGGUUGGAAUAUGCUCCAUCGUUUUAAAUGUUGAUAGACAGCCAGUGUGCUGUAGUGGUUAGAGUGUUGGUCUAGGGUCUGGGAUACCCAGCUUUGAAUUCACACUCAGCCAUGGAAGCCCUGAGUGACCUUGGGUCAGUCACACCUUCUCAGCCUAGCCUACCUCACAGGGUUGUUGUGAGGAUAAAAUAGAGGAAAAGAGAACGGUGUAAGCCACUUGGGGUCCCCAUCGUGGAGAAAGGUGGAAUAUAAAUGAAGUAAAUAAAAACGUUCCAGCCAGCAUAGCUGGCGAGUCUUCCAGAAACCUCCCCGGCUGGCCAAGUAAAAGGUGGAACUCAAGAUCUUUGUGCCUUUUUAAUUGGCAUAAGAGCCUAUCAUUAUACCGGGGGCAGGAAGGCCUGCAUUGUCCUGAGCCAUUUUCUCCUCAUCCUGUCACAUCUAUCAGUCAAAAGAAAAGAUUCCUCCGCUUUUAGGAUACAGAUGCUCAUUUCCUAGCACUUGGUCAUCAAUCAACUACUCCAAAGAACAUCUUGUUUUCAGCAAUUAUUUAUAACCAAUGGCUUAGCACUCCUAAAGCAGAUUGAGGCAAUUGCCUUGUCUGGAGUCUGUGGCUCAGCCCCCGGACUUGCCAGGAGAAGGGGACCGGAGACAGCCGGGAGGCAGCUGCCCAGCCGCCCCAACAGACCCCCAGGGCCAGAACCUGCCAGCACCCAAGGGAGAGAAAGAAGCACCCAAGCCCCAGAGGGUCAGAAGGAGCAGGUGGAAGCCAGCCAGCCCCACCCUCCAGUGGGAGGCUAAGAGCCCUGACAGGGGAAGUAAGGACAGCCAGGAGGGGGCCAGGGCAGAGGGAGAAGGCACAAGAAAUAGGGGCAGCCAGCCAGACAGCUACCCUACCGGCAGGACAGCAGAAGCAGCACAGAGCCAUGCCCCAAGCUGUAAACAGGGAGGAAGGGUGUAAUAGAGACCAGCUGAGGCUGCUGGAAGCUGAGCAGAGGAGGCUUGGCAGCCAGCCAAGAGAGCACAGCUGUACCUGCCAACGCAGCCAAACUAGCUACCCCAGGUGCAACUGCUUGAGGCAGCCAGGGCCAGUGUUAGGAGGCAAAAGAGGGGUGUGCCCUGGCAGGUGGAGCCUGGAAUGAGGGACAGGAUAUAAGGGAAGUCCACCCACAGGGUGUGGUGGAUUGUAUAGGAGUGUGACAGAGUGGAGGAGAGAAAGAAGGAAUGAGAGAACAGCAGAGAGGAGGUGGAGGAAAGGAGAGGAGGAGGAGGAGGAGGAGUAAGGGCAAGGGCGACGGCGACGGCGACGGCGACGGCUGGAUGGGGACAGCUGUCAUGGAAGGCAGCCAGGACAAUGUCAGGUUGAGGGGACCUGCGAGUGGACUGAGAGGGUGUAAAGGUGAGGUAUACCCCCCCUCCUUCCACAGAGCAGGAUCCUGCAUAUUCCCUGAAGGUCCUUUAAGGCGGAAGUCAGGCAGGCUGGCGUCUCACAGGGCGGCGCCUAGGGCAGAACCUGACAGCCUUUAGUUGCCUUCCUUGGUGAUCAAGCUGCCAUGGUUUUUUGCUGCCAACUGUUGUCCUGGUCAUAUUAGCCUAACUGUGCCCCAUGCUGGUGAUGUCCACAGCCCUCGCUUUGCAGUGACUCUUUGUCAUCACCAGGAAUGCUGCGAGUCCAACCUUGGCUGUGUCAGAGAGUGGAGGUGGCAUCUGAGCAAAUUCAUAUGUGCCAAUUAAGGUCAUUUCAACUCUUCUCCAGCUGUUGAUGUGCCCACCACAUGUGGAAAAGAGAGAGGCGGUUUCAAAUGUGCUUGGUUUAGAACUGAUGGUCGUGCCAGAAGGUUGCUUUCCAGUCACUUGUCAGCUUUCUUGUGCUUUUUAUGAAUUGUGAUUUUGGUCUCCAAGCAGCUGCAGCCAGGCCUUGGGGAAUGAUUUAAGCAACACAGGUGGAGGAUUCGUCCAGGACCCUGACUCUGUCAGGCUGCAAAGAGUGGUAGGAGUGAGCAUGGCGGCCUUCCUGAAGGAGCCGUUAUGUGCAUAUUAUUGAAUGUAUGGGGGAAGUACGGAACUCCGUUCAGAAUGUUUUAUUCUUUGCAACGUUGAGAUUUUUAUCACCACUGGCAAAAAGUUGGUGUGAGGGAAGGGAAAUCUGGGUGUGCUGUUAAAUGUCUGUGUUAUGUGCCAUCAAGUCACUUCCGACAUAUGGAGUCCCUAUGAAUGAGCAGCCCCCAAAACAUCCUGUCAUUGAUAGCCUUGCUCAAGUCUUGUAAACUGAAGGCUGUGGCUAUGGCUGCCGUUUUACAAUUAUGUAUUUGCUUCGUAUGUGCAGUGAGCAUAAUGGGGUAUGUAGCAGGGCUUCAGGCUUCCUGGGCACACUCCUGGCGCAACAUGACAAUAUUGCUCCCAGGACCGGCAUCGUGCGGGCUCCAGGAGUGCUCCUGAGCUUCAUUCUGGGCUGAUUUGGGCCCUGAAUUGGCCCCAUUUGAGGCCCAAAUCAGCCCGGUAUGAAGCUCAGGAGUGCUCCUGGGGCCUGCACAAUGACAUCACUCCCAGGAGUGGCAUCGUUGCCCUGUGCCAGGAGCACAUAGGUGCGAGGAGAGUAAAAAGGUGUGUGUCGUGUGUCCCCCUCUCCUGCUGGGAGAGUAAGGGGACCUGGCAGCCCUACUUAUUCCAGGAUCUCCCAAAGCCUAACUGUGCCAAUGAUUGCAACAUUUUAGCAGAAGUUGUUACAUCACUAACAAAAAUUAAUGUGUGUGUGUGUGCGCGAGACAGAAACAGCAUAAGUGAGAGAGAGAGAGAGUGUGAGCGUGCGCUUCUUUGAGUUUGAUCUGGCUGUGGUUUGCCAUAAUCUUCUGCGAGUGAAGUGAUGAUGAAAGAAUAAUAGCCUGGGGCUGAAUUGGGAAUUCUGACCGUAUUGAAAUCUUCAAUGCAUGCAUUUCCCAAAUGCUGAUAAAGAUGCUUUGGUUCCCGAUGGAAAUGUACAGCAUAUUGCUGGCUUUACAUUUUAAUAAA